This is a messenger RNA of Girardinichthys multiradiatus, 1255 nucleotides long. RefSeq names its product stromal cell-derived factor 2-like 1 (gene sdf2l1). NCBI's taxonomy places the organism in Eukaryota, Metazoa, Chordata, Actinopteri, Cyprinodontiformes, Goodeidae. The transcript has 3 exons. The coding region runs from base 57 to 758 and encodes 233 amino acids. The record is from RefSeq and is a predicted model, not a curated record.
GUCAUGCGUUGAUUGGUCGUGGGCAGAAGUAGUGGUUGCAGGGGUAGAAGCCGAGCAUGUAUACCGGGUAUGAGAGCGGAGCUGCAAUCAUGGAGAGGCUGUGUGUAUUCCGGGGGUUGGUCCGGUGGCUGCUGCGGCUGCUGCCGCUGCUUCUGCUGCUGUUGUCCGGCGGUGAGGGGAGAGAGUCGGAGCUGAACUAUGUGACCUGCGGCUCGCUGGUUAAACUGCUCAACACCCGACACAACGUCCGCCUGCACUCGCACGAUGUCAAAUACGGCUCAGGCAGUGGACAGCAGUCUGUAACUGGAGUGGAAAGCGCAGAUGAUGCCAACAGCUAUUGGCAGAUCCGUGGGAAGCCAGUGCGUCCAUGUCAGCGUGGGUCAGCCAUCAAAUGUGGUCAGGCCAUCCGAAUCACACACAUGAAGACCGGCCGAAACCUUCACACACAUCACUUCAGCUCCCCCUUGUCUAAUAACCAGGAAGUCAGCGCCUUUGGAGAGAACGGAGAGGGUGAUGAUCUGGAUGUGUGGACUGUCCAAUGUGAGGGAGUCUACUGGGAGCGUGAUGACCCAGUCCGCUUCAAACACGUGGGCACAGAGGUCUUCCUCACUGUUACAGGCGAGCAGUAUGGCCAUCCGAUCCGUGGCCAGCGCGAGGUGCACGGCAUGAGCUCCCCAAACCAGCACACCUGGUGGCGCACCAUGGAAGGCGUGUUUAUUCAGCCCAGCCAGGAGCCGCUGCGGCACGAUGAACUCUGACAUCAGCUCUGUGACAAAAAGAUUUUGGACAUGAUUUUUUCUGUUGUGGGGCGUUUGCAGCUCCCCUGAGGCAAAUUUGUUGUGUGAGUGAUGUAGAUAAUGACUUUUUGUGUGACAUGGGAGAAUAUGUUCACUGAUUAUAUACAGUACAUACCGUAGUCCGACUGUAUUCUGUGUUUUUCCAGAAAACAGAGAAUACAGACAAACGUGAAUUACCCACUCGGCGUAUAACACACCCUGAAUGUUCUCAUUUCACUCCUGUAUUCUUUUAAGUUUGUUUAGAAAUAGAUCCAACAUCAUUCGUUUAAAAUGUAUGAGACUGUGUGUUUGAAUACAAUCUUUGUGUUGAUUGAUGAUUUGCUGCAAUAAUGCAUUUAGGAGGACAAAACCUCAUGGAAACAUUUUUCAAAUAAUUCUUAAACUGUAUGUGCAGCUCAGGUAUGUCAUGGGGCACCUAACGCCUCUUGUUUUUGGUGGGUAAAACAUUCACUUCCAUA